AUGACAACGACGGACGCGCCGACCGCGACGACGCCGGAAGACGCCUCGACGGCGCCCCAUGACGCACCGACGGGCGCACCGGCGGCGAGCCCACCGGUCGCGGGCCUCCAAGCCGAGACGUCGACCGCCGAGCAGGCGGCGCUGACCCUCCUCGAAAAGUCGGCGCCGCUGCACAUCCGCUUCUUCCACAACAGGAUGAUGAUUGACGCGCUCUUGAAGCUGCCAUUGACGAUCGCGCCCGUGGACCCGGCAAAGGGCACGCAGUGCGUCCACCUCGAGCUUUGGCUCCGCGACAAGUUUGCCAUUCCGGAAGGCAACAGCGUGUUUGCGAUCGUGCCGGCGCUGGAAGCGUACUCGCCGCCCUUGCCGCUCGUGCUCCUCAACACGGUCGCGCACCGCAUGCUGGAAGAGCUUCAGGACGGGCAAGAGAUGCCGAUCUUGGAUUACGCGCUCGUCGUGCGCCCGCUCGUGUCGCUCUCGCAGCCGAUCCCGCCGGCGACCGAGCAAUCGUCACCCUUCUUCCCGAUCAAUGGCCUCGCACUAAGCCGUCGCGACAACUCGGUCGAGCAGCAGCACGCGCAGCUCGACUUUGUCGACAAGAUGCGCGCCUUUGGUUUCGCCCGCAUCGAGGUGACGCCCGAGCAAGCCGGCAUUCCGGUCGAAGCCUUCCGCGCUGUCCGACAAUGGCUCCGCGACCAGCUUGUGCUGCCGCCAGAACAGCGCUGGUCGGAGCGCGUCGAUGCCACCGACUACAUUCCGAGCGACGAAAUGGAGAAGCCGCGGUCGCCCUUCCAGUCGCUCAUGUGCUGGUCCAAGCCUGUCAGAGACGAACCAACGUCGCUUGUCUCCAAGGGCCGGUACGUGGGCUUCAACGGCGACACGACGCGCGAGUACCUCCAGAUGCGCCGCCCGCUCGCCGCGAGUGGCACGGUCUGGCCGCGACCGUACUUUGUCGACGCCAAGCAGGAAGACUUUGCCGCGCAAAUGCUCUCGCUGCUCAACCUCCUCGAUAAUAUCGGCCGCGACUGCAUGGAGGCAGUGUGCAACAUCCUCAACAUUGACCGACACUGGAUGUUCCACGAGCUCCUCGACUCGGACGCGCCGCCGCCCGCUUCGGACGCGGACGUGACGACGACCGACCUCACAUGUCGGUAUGGCGCGUCCGUCCUGCGCAUCUACAACUACAAGAACAAGAAGGGCGAGUUCGUAGACCCGAACCGCCUCGACAUCAACAUGUCGUGUGGCUCGCAUGCCGAUCUGGGUCUGGUCACGGUCUCGCCGUGCGCGACCAUUCCCGGCCUCCAGAUGUGGAAUCUGGAACGCAUGCUCUGGACGGACGUCGAGGCAGAUGCGGAAGUGAUUCACUUCUCCGUCUUUGCGGGGGAGACUCUCGCGUACAUCACCAACGGUCUCAUCUCGGCGCCGCUGCACCGCGUGCCGGCCACGGUUGUCGACGACGAGCUCGAACGGCGCAUGUCGAUGCCGUACUUUCUCCGCGCGACGCCGCACUCGAUCCUAAACCCGUCCCGACCCAAGGGCACCCCGGCGCUCACGACCCGGGAUUUCAUGGAAGACGUCGUGUUCAAGAAGCGUCCGUGGCGCCGCGACUCGUGCGCGACGCCCGACUACUAA
Saprolegnia diclina VS20 is the source of this 1632-nucleotide messenger RNA. RefSeq lists its product as hypothetical. The record is from RefSeq and is a predicted model, not a curated record. Lineage: Eukaryota; Oomycota; Saprolegniomycetes; Saprolegniales; Saprolegniaceae. The transcript has 4 exons. Gene Ontology annotation, molecular function: dioxygenase activity. Bases 1 to 1632 code for a protein of 543 amino acids.